This is a messenger RNA of Erpetoichthys calabaricus (reedfish), 2045 nucleotides long. RefSeq names its product metallophosphoesterase domain containing 1 (gene mpped1). NCBI's taxonomy places the organism in Eukaryota, Metazoa, Chordata, Cladistia, Polypteriformes, Polypteridae. Gene Ontology annotation, molecular function: hydrolase activity. The transcript is spliced from 7 exons. The record is from RefSeq and is a predicted model, not a curated record. The coding region runs from base 454 to 1365 and encodes 303 amino acids.
UUCAUUUCUUUUUUCGCCACCGCUUCUGUUCAUCUGCAUUUAGAAAAGAGGUGGAAAGAUCCAGAGAGGAGGGGAAUAGCGUGUGUGUGAGAGAGAGACAGAGAGAGUGAGAGAGCGAGCGAGGGAGAGCCAGUUGUAGUCGAAGGGAAGCGAGCCACGGAAGGAGCUGCGCCGCAGCGAGAUACACUCGCCACCUUUUUUUCGUGGAUCCAGAGGAAGAAAGCGCCCCGAAGCCGGCUAAUGAGUAGCCAGUCAGCCGAGAGCCCAGGUCUUUGACAAGGAGGGGCACAGAAGGAGAGAAAGAAGGUGGCACAACAAAGACAUGCAGUCAGUGAAUCCAGGUAGAAAACAAGUUUGGAAGUUGAGUUUGUGAAGUGAAGAGUCCAAAUCUGGAAAAGCAAAACAGACUCCACCCUGCCACAGAAAACCCCCUCCCCCAACCCCUUUGCCACCAUGGCUUUCACCUUAUCGGAGAUCAUGGCAGCCAGGAGGCAACAACAUGGAGGUCGAGUAGCCGUCGAUGUGGAUGAAUACAGCACCAAUCCAACUCAGGCCUUUACCUUUUAUAAUAUCAACCAGGGACGCUUUCAGCCUCCACAUGUGCACAUGGUGGAUCCUUUGCCUCACGAUGCCCCAAAACCUCCUGGAUACACUCGAUUUGUCUGUAUUUCUGACACCCACUCGAGGACUGAUACGAUUCAGAUGCCAUAUGGAGAUGUUUUCAUUCACGCCGGGGAUUUCACAGAGCUUGGCUUGCCUAGUGAAGUAAAAAAAUUUAAUGACUGGUUGGGUACUCUACCAUAUGAAUAUAAAAUAGUGAUUGCUGGAAACCACGAACUGACUUUUGACCAGGAAUUCAUGGCCGACUUGAUAAAGCAAGACUUUUAUUAUUUCCCAUCUGCAUCAAAACUGAAGUCUGAGAAUUAUGAAAACGUCCAAUCCCUUCUCACAAAUUGCAUAUACCUGCAGGACUCAGAAGUGACAGUGAGAGGGUUCAGGAUAUAUGGCUCCCCAUGGCAGCCCUGGUAUAACGGCUGGGGCUUUAAUCUCCCGCGAGGUCAGGCACUGCUGGACAAGUGGAACUUAAUCCCUGAUGGCACAGAUGUGCUUAUCACACAUGGGCCUCCUCUUGGAUUCUUGGAUUGGGUUCCAAAGCAGAUGCAAAGGGCAGGAUGCAUGGAGCUUCUCAACACCGUGCAGAGACGGGUGCAACCGAAACUUCAUGUGUUUGGGCACAUUCAUGAAGGCUAUGGUGUGAUGACUGAUGGAGGCACAAUUUACGUCAAUGCGUCUGCCUGUACAGUGAAUUUUCAGCCUAUGAACCCACCAAUUGUAAUCGAUUUACCGACUCCUAGGAGCACAUGAUUGUAAAAGCCUAAACACCUAUUUUUACAAAACCUGAACAGUGGACACCCUGUACAUAGACACGCAAGGCUUUCCUUUCACUUUAUGAGGUUUGCGUCAAUUCACUAAGAACUUAUUAAAGAGCCCUCAUCGUGAGCUAUUCAGCUGUUCCGCAUGAGCUCAGCCUGACAGCGAAAGAGGCCAGAAGCAAGACUUUUUUUACAUGAAGUCUUAUACUGAUUUCUUUUCUUUUUUCUUCUUUUCUUUUUUGGUAUUUCUCUUUGCUACUAUUAUAUACCUUUUCAGCAGCCUUUUUCAAUUGCAAGAGAUUUUCCCAAGUGGUUCAGUUUGUGUGUUUGCCAGCCAUUGAUCCCCUCUUCUCAUACACCUUAUUCAUUGAACUGUAAGAUAUGUGGUGCUUCUGUGUCUAACCAAUGGAUUGUAAUAUUGUUCACUAAGAUUGUUGAUUUCUCCUCUACUGUGCAUCAGCUUUUAUAAGCGCAGCCUCAACUUCUUAUUCUCUAGAAUAAAUUCUGUGUACGCUUCAAGACUUGAAUUCUCUUGUACAGUCCAUAUGAAGCUGAGCAGAAGAAGUGCUUUACUGCUCUCCAUGAGAGGCUGCCACUGGUUUUGACAGCCAAAAUUUUAAUUGCUUGUUGUUUAAAUAAUAUUGACUUAUGAAAAAAAAAAUUAAAGCAACU